Rosa rugosa (rugosa rose) is the source of this 1620-nucleotide messenger RNA. RefSeq lists its product as uncharacterized. NCBI's taxonomy places the organism in Eukaryota, Viridiplantae, Streptophyta, Magnoliopsida, Rosales, Rosaceae. The coding region runs from base 1 to 1620 and encodes 539 amino acids. The record is from RefSeq and is a predicted model, not a curated record. The transcript has a single exon.
AUGGAUAGAGCUUGGAUCAAAAUGGAUAGGAGAUCACCUGAGUAUGAGGUCGGGGUUGAUAUGUUCUUAGAUUUUGUUAGUCGUCAUGCGAGUGAUCCUAACCAGAUUCGUUGUCCGUGCUUGGAUUGUGGGAAUGUUAAACCUGGUACAAUUAGGACGAUAAAAGAUCAUCUGUUUUGCAUUGGUAUCAUUAAUACCUAUGAUGUCUGGUAUUAUCAUGGAGAAGAUGUUCCAAGUUCAAGUAGUACAAAUGCAAAGAGGGAGAAUUAUAAGGAAGACCAUUUUAGAGACAAUACUGUAGAGAUGGUUCAAGCUGCACAUGAGGAUUUUGUUAGUAAUCCAGAAAAAUUUGAGCAGUUACUUGUUGAUGCUGAGAAACCAAUCUACCCUGGUUGUGUAAAGUUUUCAAAGUUAUCAACUCUUGUGAGAUUGUACAACAUGAAAGCAAAGGGUGGGUGGCCUGAUGUUAGUUUCUCAGAACUAUUAACUUUCUUGGAGGAGUUACUUCCAGCCAACAAUGAAAUGCCAUUGAACCUUUAUGAAGCGAAGAAAACAUUAUGUGCAUUAGGCUUAGAAUAUGAGAAGAUACAUGCAUGUCCAAAUGAUUGCAUUCUAUACCGAAAGGAAUAUAAGGAUGCAAUUGCAUGUCCCACUUGUGGUCUAUCUAGAUGGAAGGUUAAGAAGACUUCAGAUGAGACUUUAAGUGAGAAGAAGAAGAAAGCCCAGAUUCCUGCAAAGGUUCUUUGGUAUUUUCCCCCUAUUCCAAGAUUUAGAAGAAUGUUUCGUACUAAGAAGACAGCAGAGAACUUGAUUUGGCACGCUCAAGAUAGGGAAGAUGAUGGUAAAUUACGUCAUCCAGCAGAUUCUCCCCAAUGGAAGCUUGUGGACUACAUGUGGCCGGAGUUUGGGAGUGAGCCAAGGAACCUUCGACUUGCCAUUUCAGCUGAUGGGAUAAAUCCUCAUAGUUCUCUUAGCAGUCGUUAUAGUUGCUGGCCAGUUAUAAUGGUGAAUUACAACCUUCCACCGUGGUUGUGUAUGAAAAGAAAGUUUAUGAUGUUAACAAUGUUGAUUUCUGGUCCUAAGCAGCCGGGCAAUGAUAUUGACAUUUAUUUGGCACCCCUAAUUGAUGAUUUGAAAACUCUUUGGGAGGUUGGUGUAGAAGCUUAUGAUGCAUAUGCUCAAGAGAGGUUUGUAUUAAAAGCUGUUCUUUUGUGGACCAUCAAUGACUUUCCGGCAUAUGGGAAUUUGUGUGGAUGUAGUGUAAAGGGGUACUAUGCGUGCCCAAUAUGCAGUGAAAAAACACAUUCCAAAUGGCUAAAUUCUGGUAAGAAAGUGUCAUAUACUGGUCAUAGAAGAUUUCUUCCCCGCAAUCAUAGGUUUCGAGCAGAAAGCAAUACUUUUUAUGGUGAGCAAGAGUUUGGAUCAGCACCUGAGCCAUUAACAGGAGAGGAAAUCUUACAAAAAGUUGAGGGGAUCAAAUAUGAAUGGGGUAAGAAGACCGUAAAACUACAUCAGGAAAAAAAAGCAGCCAAGGAAACAGUGAAGCUAGGAAAAAGGAAAAUUAGAGAUGGAAAGAAAUUGGCAGGAACUAAGAAUAAGGUGAAAAAAAAAGAAAGAUGA